Molecule: messenger RNA, 2268 nt
Organism: Guillardia theta CCMP2712
Lineage: Eukaryota; Cryptophyceae; Pyrenomonadales; Geminigeraceae
Exons: 10
Coding region: 1-2268 (755 amino acids)
Source: RefSeq, a predicted model, not a curated record
AUGCGCAGCUCCGAGCGAAAGCAAGAGAAGUUCAAAUCUCCUCGCGGCAGACCAAGGGUGACAGCUACACAACCAGAUCAAGUUUCGCAUCGAAGCCCGAAGAAGAGAAGGUUUAUUCGGAGCAAGCGAUAUCAGCAAGUCCACCAACAAGAGCGUCUGUCUUCUGAAGAGAGAGGGAUGGUCAAGGUCCCUGACAAACCACGUGCCAAGAACUCUCCCAGAGCACGCGCUCGGUUUCGAGACUCGACCGAUCGAGACCACUCUCUUGACAUGGCAGACGGUGACAUCUCACACGAUGAGCAAACAUCUAGUCGAGUGUUGAUGAAACAUGAAUCGGCAGCUCUCAAGGCAGAAAUCCGAAGACUUGUCAUGGAGAACAAGAUGAGAAUGGAAGCCUUGAGGCGCGGGAAGGAAGCAGUGGACUCCUUGUCGGUCGCACUGGAUUCCACUGUAGCAGAGAAGAGGGUGAUCUUGAGGAUCGUUUCGUCAUGCUCUGCAAUAUUGAAGGAGGAGUCAGAUGUGCAUGCGCAAGACAAGUCAGCGUUCAUCAUCAACAUGAUGGGAGGAGAUGUUGAUGAAAAGACCCUGUCUGAGAUGAACCCUGCGACUUUGGAGAUUCUUGAGGGAAUCCUCAAUCUCAAGGUGUCGCAUGCUGAAGCGAUGGCAAAGAUAGCAAAGCUUGAGAAGCAGCUGGCAGUCUUGUCGAUUUCGCAGAAACACGACGAGCAGAAUAUGUCGUGCAGCUCAUCUGCCGAUCAGCUGCAGAAGUACAGUUAUCAGCGUGAUAGUAAUGAGCAGCUUUUUGCCAUGGUGGUGCCUGUGAGAAACGGAGAUGAAUCCAAGACAUUUGUCGUAAGAACAUUAGAGAAAGAACUUGCCAAGUGCAAGGCAGAGAUUCGACUUCUACAGGUGACUGUGAACAACUUCGAGAGGCAGCGUUACAAGAGGAUUUCAAGGAUGUUUGUCAAGUCAAAUUUGACCAAUGAAACAAGGGUACGUCAUCAAGACUUGGGCAUUUCAUCAGACGGAGUGGCUCCAUAUGACCAUGCCGAUUCGGAGGAGAAAACCAACGCAGCAGUUGGAGACAGAGUCAAAGUUGACAAUCUUGUCAGGGUUUUCGAAGAGUUUGAUUCUCGUUUUCGAGAACUGAAAGAAACGGUAAUGUCAGAACAGAUCCGCCUUACCCAUGAGCAUCUCAACACUUUUCAACAUGAUGUGAUUGGGUUCUUGGCCAAUCUUUUCUCAGUGGAACACAAGAUCGAAUAUGGAACGGGAGAAGAAAUCUCGAAUGGAUGUGAACAUCUGAACUGUCAACAAAUGGUUCGAAAAAUGAACCAAAUGUUGAUGGCACAUUCGAGAUUGAAAGAUGAUGCGAUGAAAGAAACAGCGCGAUUGGUGUCGGUGAUCCAACAAGAAAUUCUCAGCUCCAUGAUACUUCUGAAAGAAAUGUCAAUGGAGAAUCAUCGGCAGACUAUUUCAAGUACCGAGGGGACAAGAAGAUCGCGAGUUCAAGAUGUGCAGCUUGAGGCAGAGCAAGAAUUGAAGCAAGAAGCAGAGCAAGACUUAGAGAGUAAGACGGAGCUGACGCCUCGAGUCGAGUCGAAAUUGUCAGCGACGGAGGUCAAACUUCUUGACGGGGUGGCGGAGAAAGUGACGAGGAGCCUGGACAAUUCAACUGAUGAUCUCGAGCUCCUCCCCUCGUACAACGAAGAGCCUCCUCGAUCAAGGAGCAUCCCCUCUGAAGCAAAGUUAUGCCAGCAAGAGCUCCCGAAGAAUCCUGUUCCUCCUGCCAGUGAGAGGUCAGGAGACGCAGCCCCACGUAGGAUCCCAAAGAACAUCAGUGGCAGCUCGAGAGAGCAGGAGGCGGAGGGACACGAGGAGAAGAGCAAGCCGACUUCAUGUGACAACACUUGUGUUUCCUGCAAGACGUCAGAGCCAGUCGACCUGCUUGUUCUAGGAGAGAAGGUGUACCUGAGCACAGCACAACUUCAAGCGUCUGCACGAGCGCUGCAAGACGAGGAUGUUGCUUACGCUCCUGACAUCCGCGGUUGCGAUCACCUUCAUGUCUGCUGUUUCCCCUUGAAGGAAGACAACUCAGCGGAUUGGCGGGUCUCUGCGUCUAGAGCCUCGGAGGUCAUCGAGUUCGCUUUCAGUCGCUCGCAGAAAGUUUUGGAGCUCCUGCAUUUGGGGUUGAUGGAGGAAGUGGAAGAGGAAGAGGUGAUGAAAGGAAUGGAGGUGGAGGAUGCGGUGAAGCAGGACAAGCACUGA